UUACCUUUAAAACUACUAGUCUUUCGGAUAUUAACCCUAUGAUCAAAAAGACGUACAAUUACACGUAGAAUUAAAAAAUGCAUUGAAAUAUGAUGCUAACGUAUAUAUUAUGUACGUUUUUCAUUUUGUUUUAUUAAGUCUUUUCUAAACCAAGUUUGUUUGCUUAAAUUCCGGCGUUAAGAUCCACAAUUUCUUUGUGUCUGAAUCAUCACGUUGUGUCUGAGUGUAUUUACUUUCUGUGUUUUUUGUAAUGGAUUAGCUUUUCUUGAUCGUUUUUUUUUGUAAUUCUCGGUUCGUUUUGUAGAACGAGGAUUUACAUCUUAAUGGGCCAUAAAUUGGAGGGGUUUUCUGAUACACGCAACUUCACAGCUAAAGUUUUCAAUAUCUAAAUGCUCGAAUAGUUUUCAUGUGAAGCCUGAAAUUGUAAGGGUUUCUUCUAUUGAUUUGAAUUAUUCCCUUUCAAUUCAUUACGGCAUUUAUUAAACAUAAAACCCAUCACGCUCAGGUUAUCGUUUCAAAGUUCUUAUGGAGACAUCGUUAUACAAUUAGGUGUACUUCCGACAUGCAAAAUAUUUUAAUCAAUCAUUUUUGGGGGGCCGUUGGGCAUCUUAAAAUCCAGGAGUCAUAGUCAAACAGAAUUGAGUACUUAGUCGAAUUGAAAAUGUUUGGACUUGACUUGACCAUUCUAAUCGUUGGGGUUCAUAAUCACUUAAAAUGUAGUGUAGAAUAAAAUUUAGUGCUUCACAUCCAUUAGCGAUACCUUGAUUAACUAUAACAAUCUUCUUUCAGUGUUGAAACCCACUAUCCGUACAGGUUUGUAACAUCUAUAUAGGAGUAAAUAAGCAUUGAACAAUUAACACUUCCUAACUUAAAUUCAAAUUUUAAAUUAAAUUAAUGAACUUCGCGCGGUGGUGGUUGUCACAUACAUUUCGCUUUGGGUAGUGAUUAAUCAUCUAGAAACUGCAGGCUGCGAUUGUGACAAUUAGCAUUUAGCAUGAGCUGAAAGGUUGUAGUUUCCCCAAAAUUAGCAUGCUGUCUGCUUGAAACGUGAUAAUUGCAUAUGGUGCAUGAUUGUUUUAAAUGUUUCGCUCGACUUAUUUGUCAUAAUUUCUUGGUCGGAAUACGGAACAAUUUUAUACGGGAGAUUCUUUUAUGGCAAACACAAACUUCUCGCUCGUAACAAACCCAAGGUUUUGAAUAAAUAAAUCUUUUUUAAUACUCUUAGCUGAAAAGUUUGCCUCAUUGAAUUUCAUUACUACGAAACGAAACAUGAUGACAUAAAGUACAUCGUUUCGUAGCUAAAUUGCCUGAAUAUUUAUAGGCUAAUCAAAUGCAAAACGCAUUUCAAUUUUCGCGCUAUUAUUGCGUGGCAAACGUGACCGACCGACAAUGAGCGUAAUAACGUCUUCCUAAAUUUUUAACAAACAAUUUCCCCUCGGAAUUCCGCACAAUCAAAUUACAAAGUUAUCAACUACAUGCCGUACAAUUAAAAUCCGCGCAGAGCUCGCGCCACGCUAAUUGGUUGUUUCCACAAACAAAUGUCUGUGAUUAAAACACGUUUUUCGAACGUGCACGUGAAACUUUUGUAACUAGGAGCGAAGUGAUUCCCGCCGCAUAAGUUAAGUAAAAGAUGAAUCCUACCUGAUAGUCUAAAUAAUUUCCGUAGCCCAUAUGAUUACAGGCACAAGGGCAGUGUUGAAUGUGAUUUCGAAGUUCAGAAUCGAGAACCCAUGGGUCCCGUAGGCUCCCGCGGCCUGUGACGGCCAUGGGGCCUUCUCAUCACGCCUGCUGCAUUGAUCACCGCGUGUCACCUGCACUGACUGAGUGCCCGGAGAAGCUGCUGUUCGCGGUUGCUAUGGCAGCAAAAGCUCUGCGUCGCACGUGAUGAUCACCACAUCUACUUCGUGUACGCGUGCGAACGUUCCAUCACGGUGUGCGUGCAGAAAUUGAUAAAGAUAACCGAAUGAACAUCGUUUAAAGCGAUUACAAACAAACAGUAUGCCGACCGAUAGAUCAAACGAAUUCAUUAACGACUACGGUUAAUCAACCAAGGAGGUACAUCCGCCAGCCUUCUUCCAGAUGGAAGAGCUUUGUGGCUGAUGCGACCGGGAAUUUUGCGCGCUUCACCGACGGUUGCGAAAUUGCUUAUAAAUAUUGCAGACGAAAUCAUUGUGAGACGAAAUUGCUUCCUAUUACGUUCCCAUUCAUCGUCUUUAGAAUUGAAUGCAUAAUAAUCUCUAGGUUCUUUGGUCGAUAAGAAAAUGUUCAAAUGCGCAUGGUUAUACCUGUUGCCCGAGUCCAUAGGGAUGCUAGACGACGCCGGCGUCAUUACCACAAACAGAUACGGUGCUAUAACAAUUAGAUAAUAAUUAGUGCGUGGCUAUCACGAUUACAUCGAGUGCACGCUUUCCGACGAUGGACUUUCGCAUGUGAAGCUAAGAAUGAACUCCGUUGAAAGCGGCACACAAAGACGAACAAUAGAGGCGGCUCUUACAGUAUCCGUUCGGAAGAGCACGUUCGACCACCUAAGCAUAAUAAUUAGAGGAUGAGCGCCCGAGUUUUUUUAGCGAAUUGAAACAUUACUCACGCCGAAUUAGUUAAAUUUAAAAUGCAACCUAGUGGAUUUUUAAGCGGCGGGUGGAAACGUGCAGGUGGUACAAGUUCGGGAGUGGUUAGACGUGCAUGUCCAGCUUCUGGGGCACAGUGGAAUGUACAGGUCGUACGCGGAAAAGUAAACGGGAAAUGUUUAUGGAACGCUUGCAAGGCGCUCAGUCUUGGUCUUCUGCUUAUGGUCUUGGGAGCUGCCAUGGCAACUAUCGGCUAUUACGCGGAUCACUUGUCCGUCGCCCAGGAGAUCCGAGGCAAUCAUACGGUGAGGAUUAAGAACGAGUCGCGCGGUUUCCAUCUUAACAAUCUUUCGUAUGCUGGACCGAUCGUCAUGGGUGUUGGAGGUUUUAUCGUCGUGGCAGCUUGCGUAAUGACCUUUGAGGCUCGAGACUCUGCCGCCAAGGUCGUACCUGCAAGAUUUAAAUUGAGCAGCACCGGUCCACCAAGCGGCGCCCCACAGUGCGCCUAUCCUUCCCACGCAAAUCGAUCAACGCACAAUUCCCUGAGGACAUCAGGAUCUCAAACGACUAAUUUGCAAUAUACAAAUCACAUGCAUAGUCCGACAGAUAGGCACGCACUUACCCAGUCUUUCAUGCAGUUUUCACGAGGCCUUGUCGUAGAUUCGCAAACAAAAAGUACUUCGCCACAGGGUUCCGUAUCAAAAAGUCCAUCUGCUCCAAAUUUGGCUGUCGAGCACGGAAAUAGUCCGGAAGAAACUUCCAUUGCGGUACCAAAGUUAAUAGCGCAAGAAAGCGUUGUUAACCCCAAAAGUAGAAGAACGUUCGCGGCGUGUGCGCUUCUCAACCCGAGCCUUCUCCAUCGGCAUGCUAUCUCUGUCGACGAAACCGCCGCUACAUAUCGUUUAAGCCACGAAUCCUUGCACGGUAGUGGAAGCCAAGGUUCCAUGGCUCUCGAUCUGCACCUGGAAUAUCCCGUAACUCUAAAGGUUCGCGAUCGCAGAAGAAAUCCCCUGAGACGGCAACAACGAGUGGACGAGGACGAGCGACAGGGUCAAUCGGAUGGAUCGCGUCGAAGUUCGCAUUCGUGUUCCCCAAGAGUUUCUUUGAGACGCGGGAAAGGUAAAGAGCAUCACAUGACAUCAUUAUCCACGGGCAACUCCACGCAUCAUCUGCCUUCGCACACGCCUUAUAUUUGCCCAUCUUCUCGAAGACGUAGCUCGAAUUCUUCCGACUGUACGCAUCGGACACGCGUAAAACGACGCGAAUGUUUGCAUACACGGGGACGUCUCGAACGCGCCAUAAGCUCCGACUCACGACUGACAGGCGCGAUUCCCAAGUGUUAUCACCACACACCCCCGACAUCGAUGGAGCAAGAGACUGAGACAAAGUCUGAUACUGACAUACGUCACCUACCCCAUGCGAUUCCCCAAAGACAUUACUAGAUGAUGCAAUAAUUGUUGUUAUUGUUGUUGUUUGAUGUACCUAUACACGCGCAGUUAUCGGUCAACAGUGCUCUUCCAUGUUGGUCAUCUGUGAGAGUAUUGGGUGACCGUAACUGUUAUACCGAAAAGCCUCUUAUGACAUGUCAUAGUUGCCAGAUGUACGCUCAUCCAUUAAAUUUAUGUGUUCACUUCAUUGAUUUCCGUACAAAUCAAUAUGCACUCUAUCUUGGCAAUAACCUUUAGUGUUCGCCUAAUUACGGUAAACAUAUUUCACAAGGUGAACUGCUUGAUAUCUGAAGAGGCGCAACAGGGUCACGUUUACAGUAGUCGGGUGAAAUUCACUCACUAAUUUAAAAAAAAAGUAAUAAUCAAGUGCAAUCAAUUCAAAAAGCUCUUUGUGAAUAUUUUUAUACACGCCCAUUGUACGAAUUCUAAAUCUGAUUAUGUAUUUUGUAGGUCUACUUACAUUCAUCCCACCCUGUAGAUGUAUAUAAGAUCACUUUAUGUACAUUGUGUGUUCACACUAAUCUUGGAAACGUCUUAUGAAACCUGAAUUGUUUAGAUACAAAGAUCGUCGAUAAAAUACAAUAAAAAACGCUUUUUUUAAGAAUCUUAUAUGGAAUUGCUCACGCACAGAAAAUAUAUGUGUUCUAUUUGAAACACUGGAGCACGUAUCGAAUUUUAGAGACGUGACGAAAUCGAAUAGCAAUGAGUUCGAUUGUUCUCUUAGGGAAAAAUUGGGAGACUUCCAUUUUUUCUAGAAAGACUGUCGAUGUAGAUAUAUCUUGUAGAAACAGUUUUCAAUAUAUCGGUACUCUAAACGAUUAUUUAAAUACCACCGAUUGCAAGCAAUUAUGUACUUACUUUUGUAUGUUAAUAUAUUAGGGGCAGGUUUAUAUAUCAGUUAAACACGUCAAUGUGAUCAAUGUAACUCACCGAUAUUUGUAGAGGACGUAAUAUAAUAUACACGUGUGUUUGCUCACUGGUAGGAAGUAAAUAAUAAACGUCCACAAUGGAAUUGUAACAUUUCCUAGUGUUUGUUUUCCACCUUA
Molecule: messenger RNA, 5061 nt
Organism: Photinus pyralis (common eastern firefly)
Lineage: Eukaryota; Metazoa; Arthropoda; Insecta; Coleoptera; Lampyridae
Exons: 6
Coding region: 2609-4009 (466 amino acids)
Source: RefSeq, a predicted model, not a curated record